CAAAGCUCGUCGCUUCCGGGUCAGGUCUGGAGCACAAGUAACUUCACAGACACAGAGGGAGACUCCACUCUCUUAACAGUUCAGUUCUGAUCCACUCAGCCCUUUUGAGUCACCUCGACCAGACAGACAGUCAGACAGACAGUCAGUCAGACAGUCAGACAGACCAUGGCAGAAAAGCAACCCAAAUUGCCCAAGGAGGAGGAAGAGGAGGAGGAGGAGGAGGAGGAGAAGAAGGUGUACUUGGCCGGGCUUGGCACCAGCAGCCCCAAACCCCGGCAAAAGUAUGGGGGGAUGUUCUGUAACGUGGAGGGAGCUUAUGAGAAUAAGACCAUCGACUUCGACUCUUUGAGUGUCGGGCGGCGCAGUGCCCGGGGUUUAAGUAGACCCGGUGGGAGCCACAUCUCCAUGGAGUCUGACGGGAUGAGUGAGACCGGGAGUGAUAUCAGCGAGAUGUCCGGCUACAGUGAGCCCGCGGGUCGGGGAGAAUCAGGGUCCAAUCCCCUGGAUCAGUCUCUCAGGACUGACCGGGGAGGUGUUCCCCCCGACCCCCACAACCAGAGUGAUCGUUUGCUUAUUAAAGGAGGAAAGAUCGUCAAUGAUGACCAGUCUUUUCUAGCUGAUAUUUACUUGGAAGAUGGGAUCAUAAAGCAAAUUGGCGAUAACCUUAUUGUUCCUGGUGGCAUCAAGACAAUUGAGGCCAAUGGACAGAUGGUCAUGCCAGGUGGAAUAGAUGUCCACACCCAUCUGCAAAUGCCAUGCAUGGGCAUGACUACAGCUGAUGACUUCUAUCAAGGAACAAAAGCAGCACUGGCUGGAGGAACCACUAUGAUAAUGGACCAUGUGAUCUGUGAACCUGAACCUGGAUCAAGUCUGCUUUCUGCCUAUGAACAGUGGAGAGAAUGGGCUGAUAACAAGUCCUGCUGUGACUACUCUCUACAUGUGGAUAUCACACGCUGGCAUGAGGCUCUGCGAGAAGAAAUGGAAACAUUGGUGAAGGAUAAAGGUGUGAACUCUUUUCUCAUAUUCAUGGCCUACAAAGAUCAAUACCAGUGUACCGAUUCUCAGAUAUACGACAUCUUUAGCAUCAUUCGUGACCUGGGUGCUAUUGCACUUGUGCAUGCUGAAAAUGGAGACAUCAUUCAGGAGGAGCAGAAAAGAAUGUUGGAGCUUGGAAUUACAGGACCAGAGGGACAUGUUCUGAGUCGACCAGAAGAGGUCGAAGCAGAAGCUGUGUAUCGUGCAAUCACCAUAGCAAGCCAAGCCAACUGCCCCUUGUACAUCACAAAAGUAAUGAGCAAAAGUGCUGCUGAUGUAAUUGCACAAGCACGGAAGAAAGGUGCAGUGGUGUAUGGAGAACCAAUAACAGCAAGUCUUGGUACUGAUGGAUCUCACUACUGGAGCAAGAACUGGGCUAAAGCUGCUGCGUUUGUUACUUCUCCUCCACUGAGCACUGAUACCUCCACCCCCGAUUACCUAAACGCUCUGCUGUCUUGUGGUGAUCUGCAGGUUACUGGCAGUGCUCACUGUGCUUUCACCACAGCGCAGAAAGCAGUCGGAAAAGAUAACUUCAGACUGAUCCCCGAAGGAGUUAAUGGCAUUGAAGAGAGGAUGACAAUUAUCUGGGAUAAGGCUGUGACUACAGGAAAGAUGAACGAGAAUGAAUUUGUUGCAGUAACCAGUACAAAUGCUGCAAAGAUCUUCGGCCUUUACCCCAGAAAGGGGCGGCUUGCUGUUGGAUCUGACGCUGAUUUAGUUAUUUGGGAUCCAGAAGCGGUCAAGAUCAUUUCAGCAAAAACACACAAUCUGGCAAUUGAAUACAACAUUUUUGAAGGCAUGGAAUGCCAUGGUUCCCCUUCCGUUGUCGUAAGCCAAGGUAAAAUUGUUCUGGAAUAUGGGACUCUGCAUGUCACUGAGGGCUGUGGACGUUUCAUUGCCAAAAAGACAUUCCCAGAUUUCGUUUAUAAAAGAAUAAAAGCAAGAUCCAAGUUGGCUGACAUUCGAGGUGUUCCCAGAGGAAUUUAUGAUGGUCCUGUCCAAGAUGUGACUGUGGUUCCCAGAGCUAUGACUCCCAUUCCAUCAGCCAGGAUGUCCCCAGCUAAGCAGCCCGUUCAGCCGUUACGCAACCUGCACCAGUCUGGAUUCACUCUGGCUGGAUCCCAGACUGAUGAUCAUAUUCCUCGGCGUCCCACUCAGCGUAUAAGUGCACCCCCUGGUGGGCGCUCAAAUAUAACUACAUUGGGUUGAAUUCCAAUCAGCUACAGAUGAGAAGAAUUAAUCUCAGAGCCCUUAUAUUGCUGCAGGUUUUGUCAUCUGAGGCUCAGAAAUAUUCUCAUAAGCAGCUGUAUAUAGUACAGUAUUUGCGGCAAAAGUUGGUUUAUGAAGUCACUGCCUUUAGCUGAUGAAUGAUGCAUUUGGAACCUUUUUGAUCUGCCAAAUAAUUCAACAAGAGCUACAGUUUUGUAUUAUAAAAUAUAGCCAUUAAUUUAUAUUAAUAUUUGAUUUAAUUGGAAAGUAUGCAACAAGCAUUGAGAACUGUUUUAUUGUUGUGGUUCAGUAGGAUUGUACUUGUGUUUAAUUCAAAAGCAUGAUAGUGAUAUUGAAGGUGACGUGUAUUUUACUUUGUAUUACCACAAGAGUCUGAGAUGGUGUAAAACAAUACAGUAAUAUAGGAAAAAAAAACCUUGAGGUUUUAGAAAUAUUUUAACCACUUUCUACAACCACAUGCCAACGGUAACUCAUGAUGCUGUACAGCAAGCCAGUAUUUUUUACUCUAUUUACAGGGUAACUUUUCAAGAUUUUUAACAAUUAACAGAACUUGCAUUUUAUUGAACCAAAAAAUAAGUUAGAAGCUUUUCCUCACAUUUAAAUGAAGGUGCAUUUUUUUAUGUUUAACCUUGAAUAUACAGUUAUGGAAAGUAAAGACCUAGUUAACUGUAAAGGGCAUAUUGACAGCUUAAGAUGGUUCUGUGCCUGAGUUUUCCAGUAUCUCCCUUGCACUUUCACUUCCUUUUAAGUGUGCAAUGGAGUAAAAAAAUGGCUACAAUGCAGUGAGUAAAUUGCUCACUUAUUUAAAUAUAAGUUGAACACAAAUAAAUUGUAAUAAAACCCUCAAACAUACAGGAAGGUGCUUGCUACAGGGGUACUAAUUAGGUUCACCAUCACGUGUCACACUUGGAAGUUCUGGAUUUAAAGCUUUCAGAAAUCAUAUCUACACAGCACACUUUUCAAAAUAAUACCAUCUUUGAACAAAGCGAAUUGUAAUAUCUUAAAAUGCAGUGGUGUUGUCUUGUAUGGUUACCAUGUUUUUUUUGCUAAAUGUCACUAAUAUAACUUGAACUUUUGCGAAGGCUUGAAUAUGUAAAAUUGUAAUGUUAUGGCAGCUUCAUUAUUAACAUCAUCUAAUUUCUGCAAUUAUGGCCUCAAUGUCUGGAUUGUCUUAUAGUUUGAAAUUAUAAACUGAACAAACAUUGAUCUCAGUUGGAGCACACUAUAGUCCUAGAAAAGUGUCUUUGAGCUGAAGCCAUUACCCAUGUGUGUUAGACUUGUAUUAGGUGGUUAGAAGAUGUAAAAUUAACCUGGCCCAAUAAACUUUCUGGGACAAGGGCUUGGUCUUGAGGUUAACAGGCGCCUAUUAAUUUGCUACUCAUACUUAAUCCAAUGAUGGAAAAUGAAUUGGCCAAAGCUAAAUACAUUUGAAUCAAAUUGCCUUAGGCUUUAGUUGAACAAGUGUGCAUUGAGUAAAAAUGGCUACAAUGCAGUGAGUAAAUUGCUCACUUAUUUACAUAUAAAUUGAACACAAAUAAAUUGUAAAACAAAAAGUGCUUAAAUCUGAUCGUCCAACUCCUCGUUGAAACAAACUCCAGUAUCAAUGGGCAUCUACAGUGCAAUCCAGAUUUGAUCACAAGCGGGCCAGUGUUCAGAUUUUCACGUCAGAAUUCUGAACACAAACUGACAAAGUUUCUAGCACAUAAGCAAGCCUCAAAACUUUGUAAAGUUACGUUGUUUCAAGUUAAUGGUCCGUCUUUAUCAAAUAAAUUGUUACAUAAAACAAAAA
Messenger RNA from Callorhinchus milii (elephant shark), 4054 nucleotides. Its product is annotated as dihydropyrimidinase-related protein 2. Gene Ontology annotation, molecular function: hydrolase activity, acting on carbon-nitrogen (but not peptide) bonds, in cyclic amides. The transcript is spliced from 14 exons. The record is from RefSeq and is a predicted model, not a curated record. Bases 166 to 2244 code for a protein of 692 amino acids. NCBI's taxonomy places the organism in Eukaryota, Metazoa, Chordata, Chondrichthyes, Chimaeriformes, Callorhinchidae. Gene Ontology annotation, cellular component: cytosol; cytoplasm.